This is a messenger RNA of Culicoides brevitarsis, 5479 nucleotides long. Its product is annotated as protein polybromo-1-like. The record is from RefSeq and is a predicted model, not a curated record. The transcript is spliced from 14 exons. Bases 206 to 5413 code for a protein of 1735 amino acids. Gene Ontology annotation, molecular function: protein binding; chromatin binding. Gene Ontology annotation, biological process: transcription elongation by RNA polymerase II; chromatin remodeling. Gene Ontology annotation, cellular component: RSC-type complex; SWI/SNF complex. NCBI's taxonomy places the organism in Eukaryota, Metazoa, Arthropoda, Insecta, Diptera, Ceratopogonidae.
UAAACUCCGGGUUUUGAUUUUCGGGGGCAUUUAUAAGAAUUAAUGAGCUUCUAAAAGUUCAUUUGAUAGUUAAUUUAGUUUGUGAAUCAUCAGUGCUCAUUUUAUUAGCAAUAUAGUAGUUUUUAUUACAUAAAAGGAAGUUUUAUAGUCCUUUUAAAUUUUGUGCUACUUUCUCGGUGUACAUACGCGUUCGACAAAGUUUUUGAUGAUAUCUAGUGGAAUGAUGAAUAAAAGAAGGAGGUCCAGCUCCGUUGCAACAAUUUCGGAUGAGUCAAAUGAAUUUGCCACUCCAGAACGUGAAAUAUCACCUGAAUUCCAUGGAAUGGACAUUUCAGCCAACACAAGCACUAGUGGAUCCAUUUUAGCUUCCUCUUCGUCAGCUAGAAAGAGGAAAAAGUUAGAUCCGAGUGAAUUAUGUCAACAAUUAUAUGAUUCUAUUAGAAAUGUAAAAAAAGAUGAUGGUAAUAUGCUGUGUGAUGCAUUUAUUCGUGCACCUAAGCGACGCUCUCUUCCAGAAUAUUAUGAGGUUGUUUCGGAUCCCGUUGAUUUAUUACGAAUUCAACAAAAAUUAAAGACCGAUACAUAUCAAAAUCUUGAUGAUAUUAUGUCCGACUUCGAGCUCAUGGUUAAAAACACAAAAGCAUUUUUCAAUACAAGUACUCAGGAAUAUCAGGAUGCAUGUAGUUUAUGGGAUUUAUUGUGUGCCAAUAAGAUACGACUGGAAAGCGAAAUUAGUGACGCAUGUAGCAUUAAUCUAAGUUCUGAAUAUGUAGAUUCAAAUAAUAUAAAGAAAGGGAUUGUGGCCACAACAAAGUCUAUUGGUCGUCCAAGAAAAACAACGUCAGCCGAAGAUGAGGACGACGAAAUUGAUGAAUACGAAGAAUUAUUUGCGUCAGUUCUAACUGCAAUAGACCCUACAAUGGACAAUCGUCCUUUAUACUUGGAAUUUCAGCUACUUCCAUCAAAAAAAUUAUAUCCUGAUUAUUACAGCAUUAUUGAAAAACCUAUUGAUUUGAAAAUAAUCGCUACCAAAAUACAAAAUCAAGAUUAUGAAACUAUUGAUGAAAUGGAAGAAGAUUUAUUAUUAAUGGUGAAAAAUGCUUGUUUGUACAAUGAGCCUGGAUCUCAAAUUUAUGAAGAUGCAAAAGCCUUACGACGCAUUUUUACUACUAAAAAAAUCGACUUAAAAACAGGACGCGCAAUUAAAACACAGUCUAAGCAACGAGGGCAAUCUCUGAGUGCAUUAACAGCCGCCUUACAGGAAGAGCCUGAAAGUUCCGAUGAUGAAAUGGACGAUAUAGCUGGCCGUCAAAUGGAAGCUUUGAUGACACGUAUUUUCAACCAACUAAAUAAUCACCAAAAUUCAAAGGAUGAACCAUUAGGAACCAUUUUGUGGCGCCUUCCGCAUCCACGAUGGGAAAAAGAGUAUUAUGAAAAAAAUCCAAACCCAGUAUCAAUGUCUCAGAUUCAAUCUAAAAUAAAGAAACGCUUAUAUCCUACGUAUUCUGCCUUAAAAGCUGAUUUCGAACGAAUGUGUGACAACAUUAUCAGUAGUAUUGCGUCAGAUCAUCGAAUGCAUAUUGCUGCAGUGCAGUUACAAUCUCUGAUUCCUCAAAAAUUUUCUUGUGUAAUUGACACAGCUACAACAAAUAUGGACGAAAGUGACACAUUGGAUACAGAUACAUCAUCGAUUUUGUCAAGCAGCAACAAUGCAUACAAAACUGAUUCAAAAUUGAACUUGAAGCCUCCAACAAAAUUGCUUCAAAGUAAAACUAAUUCUUCAAGUGUUAAUACCACGACAACUCCCAAGAGUAAAUUAAAUUUUCAUAGUGCUUUAGUAAAAAAUAAAUUGCUUAAUUUGCAUAAAGUAAUGACAGACCAUUUACAUGAAGGUCGUAAACUUAUUCUAAAUUUUUUGGAAAAACCAUCUGAACUUCUGUAUCCCGACUAUUAUGAAGUUAUUGAUAGUCCAGUAGAUAUGUUAACAAUAGAGACAAACAUUAAGAAUGACAAGUAUGUUAACAUUGAUGAAGCUAUAGCUGAUUAUCGCAAAAUGUUCAACAACUGUAGAAAAUAUAAUGAAGAAGGCUCUCGAAUAUAUGAAGAUGCAAAUAUUUUAGAAAGGGUUCUUAACGAUAAAAUUAAAGAGUUUUCUUUGCAAGAUAUCACACCAACAAAAAAAAUAAUGACCACCACUAACGGAGGAAACGUAGUACGACGUAAGCUACCUACUUUAGCAAAUACUCAAACAGAAGGAAAGUGUCGUAAAAUCUACGAGUCAAUCCGUGAUUAUAGAGAAUCGGGAAGCAAUAGACAAUUAUCUAGUAUUUUUAUGAGACUACCAUCAAAAGCAGAUUAUCCGGAUUAUUAUGAUAUAAUAAAAAACCCAAUUGAUAUGGAAAAAAUUUUUACUAAAAUACGGCAACAGCAGUAUAGUGGAGUUGAUGAUAUUACAAAUGAUUUCUUAAUGAUGUUUAAAAAUGCUUGCACCUAUAAUGAAAGUGAUUCACAAAUUUUCAAAGAUGCUUGCAAGCUGCAGGAAGUGUGUUUGGAAAUCAAAAAAAGCAUAAAUGCGGAUGAAGAAUCAGUGCCUGAUGUUCAAGGGGUCGUUCAAGAUAUGUUACAAAUGCUAUACACUAGUUUAGUGCGACAUGAAGAUGACGAUGGUCGAUCAUACUCUGAAUCACUUGCCGAAGUGCCUGAGUAUGAUGUUUCAAUUGAUGGUCGAAAAGUUCGGGGAAUCAAUUUAGAGAUUAUAAAAAGGAGACUGGAAAAAGGUUUAUACAAGCGGCUUGAUAUUUUUCAAGAAGAUUUAUUUGAUUGUCUUGAACGAGUUAGAAAAUAUUCAGCUUCAAAUUCACAAGCGUUUGAUGAUUCUAUACAGUUACAGUUGUUCUACAUAAAAAAACGUGAUGAAAUUUGCAAAAAAGGAGAAGCGUUUUAUUCUCCAGCGCUCAAUUUUACCGUCAUGCAACUAACGCAAAAAUUAGAAAUAGUGAAACAAAUGAAAAUUGCACAAUCAUUUCCUACAGAAAAUGAUGAUGAUGGAACACCAAUUCUUGUAGGGGACAGCAUGAUAAUAAACGAUAAACUCUAUUCUCCUGGAGACUUUGUUUUAUACGCCUCAAACGAAAUGAACGUCCCAGGUAUAAUGUGUCUUGAAAAGUUGUGGAUUAACAAUGAAAACAUUCCUAUGAUGUCUGGUAAUUUGUUUUUGCGUCCAAUUGAGACACAACAUUCCCCUAUUCGUAGAUUCAUAGACAAGGAAGUCUUUAAAAGUGACAAACAUGCUACAAUGCCUCUGAAUAAGCUGCAGGGAAAAUGUUAUGUAAUGUGCAUUAAAGAUUAUCCAAAGUUGAGGCCAGAUGGAUUUUUGGAACGUGAUUUGUAUGUGUGCGAAUCGCGUUACAAUUCGUUAAAAAAUACUUUUAGGAAAAUUCGAUCGUGGAACCAUCUUACUAAUAAAAUUAAAUUGGUUGAGCGAGAGACACCUCUAGAAAUAAAGCGUCUGACGAUUAAAAAAGUCCAAAGGACUCCAGAUGAAGUUAGAGACAUAGAAGCGAUGCUACCCCUUAAACGAAAAUCGAUUUCCAAUAUUCCUGUUGUUAUACAUGGUGUUGAGGAGGGCCGUACCUAUUAUGAUCAAUACAACCUCAGUAGUGGACUUGUAUUAAAAACAGGAGAUUUUGUUUAUACAGAGUCGAUAGAGGUUCAUAAUCCGUCUAUUGUUCAUGUUUGUGCAAUUUACGAAGCAAGAGAUGGAAACUCGUAUAUUCGCGGUCCAUAUCUUAAACUACCAAAAGACUUGCCAAAUUUGACUUCUAAAAUGGUGUACCCGCAAGAAAUUUUUCUAUCAACAUUUACCGAAACAACCCCGACUUCAUCUAUUUUGGGAAAAUGUUCUGUACUCGAAACAAUGGACUACACCACGCGGCGACUGACUGAAAUAUACGAAAAAGAUGUGUAUAUUUGUGAAUCAGUUUUCGAUGAAAUCAAGGGACAAAUAAGAAAACUGUCUAAACCAGGAGAACUAAAAAAAAUUGUUAACGAUCCAGGAGUGACCAAAGAUGAAAUUUAUUUUUUCAAAAAACCAAUUACACCUCUUAAGAUUUCGUAUAGCGAAUAUAAUAAUUUAGAGAGCUCAAGGCAAUAUAUCCCUACUGGCGGUGAUGACGACAUAAAAGACGAUGUUAGUGAUUUUUUGGAUAUCAAUGAAGAUUCAAUGGAUAUAGAAUCCAUGUUGCCCGAAGCUGUCGUCAGUUCAUCUCCUGCAACCAUUAGAACUCCACUUGGAUCACCAGCAGCAUCUAACCAUACAACGGAAAAAUCAAUAUCCCGAAGAUCCAAAACUGUUACAGGUUUUAUUUUGUUCCAGUCGCAAUACAGACGGCAACGACACGAAGAGCAUCCAGGUUCAUCUUUUGGAGAAGUUUCACGAAUGUUGGGAGAAGAAUGGAAAAAUAUGGGCCCAGCGAAGCGUGCAAUUUGGAAGGAAAAAGCUAUUAAUGCAAACAAAGAAGCGCGUGCACAGUUCCGAGUGGAUAACCCAGAACUUUUUUUAAAUGAGACACACAGUACAUCAACAUCUAGAGGGGAUAUUAGCUCAAGAGAACAAACUGGCUCACAACUUUUCAAUAAUAACAGAGAAAAUCCGAUUGCAAAUCAAGUGUUUGAUUGUGGUUGGGAUGAUUGUGAUUUCGAAUUUGAAGAUCCAGGUGAUUUGCUUGAGCAUUCCUUGGCAACUAAAGAUUCUUGUGUACAGCGAAACAUAAAACGUGAUGAAAAUGGCAAACGUCGGUUUGAGUGUAUGUGGCGCACUUGUAAUAGGAUUCGACGAGGCUUAGAACCGUUUCCCGACUGGCCAAGAUUACUAAGACACGUAAGAGAAGUACACGUUUAUCGACAUCCGGGACGUAUUGUAGAUCCAGAAAAUCGGGGAAUGAACUAUAUUCAACGUAAAAAUCCCCUACCCUCAAGAUCUCAAAGUCCAAUGCAUGACAAUUCACGAUCAGAAACACCCAUUAACACAGUUCCUUCACCAUCCUGUUCUCCUGCAACAGUAUUGCAAAUAGAAACAAAUAUUCCGGCAACAUCUACAGCACCUAUAGUUACAGCUGAAAAAGUGUCAAAUCCAUUAUUUAUCACAGUACCUCCUAGACCUCAAAGAGUAUUACAUUCAGAGGCGUAUAUUAAGUACAUUGAAAGUCUUCAACCGAAGAUCAAUCAUAAACCACUGUAUCAAAAAACACUAAGGGCAACACAAGACAAUACUGCUGCGGUAGAUAUAAGUAAACUUCCAACACAAUGGCUUGGGAAACGAGCACAAGAGAAGCCUGAUCAAGUAGUUAAUGCCCUUUGGAAUUUGAGACAUUACAUGAUGAAAGAUUUACUUGCAUUACACAAGAUAAAAUGAAGAUGAUUUGUAUUGUAUCGAAACAUAAUUUUUUUUAAUUUAUUUCAUUAAAAAUAAAUUCUUUUA